This is a messenger RNA of Monopterus albus (swamp eel), 1597 nucleotides long. RefSeq names its product homeobox protein Mohawk-like. Gene Ontology annotation, cellular component: nucleus. Gene Ontology annotation, biological process: cell development; regulation of transcription by RNA polymerase II; muscle organ development. The record is from RefSeq and is a predicted model, not a curated record. NCBI's taxonomy places the organism in Eukaryota, Metazoa, Chordata, Actinopteri, Synbranchiformes, Synbranchidae. Gene Ontology annotation, molecular function: RNA polymerase II cis-regulatory region sequence-specific DNA binding; DNA-binding transcription factor activity, RNA polymerase II-specific.
AGAAGAGCAAGGAACACUUUUAACAUUUGAUUACUUUUUCAUCAAGUGUACCAAAGAUGGGAACCUACUGCUUCUACUUACAUUUGGAAGUCUACUCAUGCACCUGUUAUUGAGGAAAACCAUCUGUGUGUAAGAUUGAACAAAGUUGCUGUGAUGAAGUCCGAUACUCUGAUUCAUUUGGAGAAUAACAGAGGAACAGACGACAGGAGCAGAUCGAACCGUGCAGACUCGCCUCAGACCAGUUUACCAGACGGACAGAACGCAGACCUGCUGCAGUGUCAGGAGACCAGUGAACACAGCUCUUCUAUAAAGUACAGAAGAUAUGGGUCUCGUCUGGGUGGGGUCAAAGCUCGCCACAAGAGACAGGUGCUGCAAGAUAUGGCUCGGCCCCUGAAACAUUGGCUGUACAAACACAGAGACAACCCUUACCCUACCAAGACCGAGAAGGUCCUGCUGGCUUUGGGCUCACAUAUGACGCUAGUACAGGUUUCAAACUGGUUCGCAAAUGCCCGGCGGAGGCUGAAGAACACAGUGAGACAGCCAGACCUGAGCUGGGCCCUGAGGAUCAAGUUUUAUAAUAAAUACAUCCAGGGGAAUGCUGAAAGACUGAGUGUGUGCAGUGAUGACACUGUGUCUGAUGAUGAAGAGUGCCCCUUACAAACGCCCACCAGCCAGUCAAACUUUGGCAGGUCAUCUUCUCAUAAGAGCAUUCUGGAGAAGCAGGGCAGUGUUCUCGCAGUGGCUGACUCCGCCAACAUUGAUGACGGUGCAUCGCCCCCGUCCAAGUACAAGAGCAGUUUACUGAAUCGGUAUCUGAACGACACCCUGCGGCACAUGAUGGUGACAAAGGUCGAUGGCAUCGCAAGGAGGAGCCACUCUGAGUCAUUCAGCUCCAACGAAUGCGACAGAGACGUUGUCUCUCCGGCUUCAUCCUAUGAAACUGAGGCCAACUUUGUCUGCCACAUGGAUACAGUGGACUAUAACUCAAACAAACAUGACAGGAAGCAGCAGCAGCACAACUGGGGCAAACAGAGACCAGGGGACCAGGACUGGAGGGAGAUCCACGCCGCUGUGGCUCUGACCAACUUGGCCCACGGGCAGAGCCACGCGGGGGACCAGAGCAGUGUUACGGUUCCCGGUGCUGCCAUGUUACAGAGCUGCACCAGAGAGCCCUUCUCCGUGGGGACCACAGUCAGAGACAGGGUGUGUGUUACAGGGCCUGUGUCUGCCCUGAGACUGAGCUGCACCGCAGGGUCCACUCUCACCAGCCGCAUCAUCCAGAAGUCCUCUCAUAUCUCUGAGGUCCAGACUGUUAAAGUGGCGCUGGCAAACAGCGUGUAGGCAUUAAACAUAGGCGUCUGGUCUAAGCACAUUGUUCCAUAUAGGAAUACCAGAUGUUUAAGUGCCUUGCGAUAUAUGCACAGCCUUUGAGGCUAUUAUUUUAAUGCUGAUCAACUUUGACAUUUUCAAUCAUUUUUACAGUGUAAUUGGAAAACCUAACUGCUCUUUCUCCUGUUUCUCCCCCUGUUUCUAAUGUUCUCCCAUUGCAGUAAGAUAUAUUAACUUCCAUGAGACUGGAUUAUCAUCCAAUGCUAAU